Messenger RNA from Ostreobium quekettii, 1422 nucleotides. Lineage: Eukaryota; Viridiplantae; Chlorophyta; Ulvophyceae; Bryopsidales; Ostreobiaceae. The record is from the annotation of a GenBank genome assembly.
AUGGCGGCGAGCGAGCCCCUGGGUGACCACGACGUGCCCGCGCUUAACCUUGCGGGCGAUCCCAUGACCAUCCUUGGCUCAAAGAUUGCCGAAUUGGCGGGAAAGCUGCGCGGGUCCGUGGUGACGCCCAGGAGUCCCGGCUACGACGACGCCCGGCGAGUCUGGAACGCGAUGCUCGACCGGCGCCCGGCGCUGAUCGCGCGCUGCACGGGCACGGCUGACGUCAUCACUGCGGUCAACUUUGCGCGGGAUGAGGGGCUCCUGACCUGCGUGCGGUCGGGGGGCCACAGCCAGAGCGGCAGCUGCAUGGUGGACGGCGCCUUUGUGGUAGACCUGAAGGGAAUGAGGGCCGUUCGGGUGGAUCCCGCAGCUCGAGUGGUGUGGGCACAACCCGGUGCCACGCUGGCGGACAUUGAUCAUGAAACCGAUAUGUUUGACCUGGCGGUGCCGACUGGGAGGGUGUCGGCUACCGGCAUCGGCGGCCUGGCGCUGAACGGCGGCACGGGGUACCUGGGAAGGCCAUUCGGCCUGACUGUGGACAACCUGAGAUCUGCGGACGUGGUCCUGGCCGACGGGUCGUUCGUGAGGGCCAGCGCCGAUUCUAACCCCGACCUGUUUUGGGCGCUGCGCGGCGCCGGGGGAAACUUCGGCAUCGUGACGUCCUUCGAGUUCGACGCCCACCCCGUCGGGGAGGUCUUCGGCGGCAUGGUGGCAUUUCCGCGAGAGGCAGGGAAGGAUCUGGCCAAACUGUUUCGGAAUACAAUGCGCGACGCCCCGGACAACUUGGACUUGUCGUUCGCGCUCAUAACCCUGCCGGAUGGGACUCCCGCGUCAGCGAUCGUUGCCUGUUACUGCGGCCCGCCGGAGGAGGGUGAGGCGCUGCUGCGGCCCGUGCGUGAGUGGCGGACGCCGGUGGCGGACCUCAUGGGGCGCAUGAGGUUCAGGGGCAUCCAGGCGCUGUUCGACGACAUGGGGUGGAGCAAGCCUACGUACUGGAAGUCCAGCAUGGCGCAGGAGGUCACGGACGGCGCGAUCGACGUGCUGGUGGCUCAGGCGGAGAAGAUGGAGUCGCCCAUGUCGAUGGUGCUCAUAGAAUCCAACGGAGGGGCUGUUGCGCGGGUGGGGGAGACCGCCACGUCCUAUCCUAACAGAAGCGCACGUUAUUCCCUGGCGGCCUGUGCGAGAUGGGAGAGGUCUGAUCCAGAAGUGAACGCGCGCCAUGUGGGGUGGGCCAAGGAGACGCACGAGCUGCUGAGGCCGCAUGUUCAGGAAAAGGUGUAUCUUGGAUUCCUGAGUGACGACGGGGACAGCAGACUGCGCGAUGCGUACGGGUGCAAUUACGAGCGGCUGGAGGAGAUCAAGACGAAGUACGAUCCAGCCAACAUGUUCCGCCACACCGCCAACAUCAAGCCAAAGGCGUAG